Molecule: messenger RNA, 7205 nt
Organism: Trichosurus vulpecula (common brushtail)
Lineage: Eukaryota; Metazoa; Chordata; Mammalia; Diprotodontia; Phalangeridae
Gene: PTPRF
Product: protein tyrosine phosphatase receptor type F
Exons: 36
Coding region: 132-5891 (1919 amino acids)
Biological process (GO): protein dephosphorylation
Molecular function (GO): protein tyrosine phosphatase activity; protein binding
Source: RefSeq, a predicted model, not a curated record
CGGGGGCUCGCAGCAGCAGGAGCAGCGGCGCUGGAAUGAACCAAGGACCCCCAACUCCAGCCCAGGCUUCUCAGGAAUCUAUGCAGUAGAGGUGACAGAUUGAAGACUCAGGUCUGCUGCUGGUCCCAACCAUGGCCCGGGUGGCUGCCCCUCGGUGGAUGAUGGUCCUACUGCUGCCCACCCUCGUGUUCCUUGGAUUUGCAGCAGGCACCCAGGCAGAUAGUAAGCCCACUUUCGUGAAGGCUCCUGAGGACCAGACAGGCCUGUCUGGGGGUGUGGCCUCCUUUGUGUGCCAGGCCACGGGCGAGCCCAAGCCCCGAAUCACCUGGAUGAAGAAGGGCAAGAAGGUCAGCUCCCAGCGGUUUGAGGUGAUCGAGUUUGAUGAUGGGGCUGGCUCCGUGCUCCGGAUCCAGCCUCUGCGGGUGCACCGGGACGAGGCCAUUUAUGAGUGCACGGCCACAAACAGCCUGGGCGAGAUCAACAUCAGCGCCAAGCUCACUGUGCUGGACGAGAAUCAGCUGCCUCAUGGCUUCCCCACCAUUGACAUGGGGCCCCAGCUGAAAGUGGUGGAGAAGGCCAGGACAGCUACCAUGCUGUGUGCUGCUGGGGGCAACCCUGACCCUGAGAUCUCUUGGUUCAAGGACUUCCUGCCUGUGGACCCAGCUGCUAGCAAUGGCCGCAUCAAGCAGCUCCGCUCAGGAGCUCUGCAGAUCGAAAACAGUGAGGAAUCGGACCAGGGCAAGUACGAGUGUGUGGCCACCAACUCUGCUGGCACUCGCUAUUCGGCCCCUGCAAAUCUCUACGUGCGAGAUCAGCGAGAAGUGCGCCGGGUGGCUCCCCGUUUCUCCAUCCCCCCCAGUAACCAUGAGGUGAUGCCCGGGGGCAGCGUGAACCUGACCUGCGUAGCAGUGGGCGCACCCAUGCCCUAUGUCAAGUGGAUGGCCGGGGCCGAGGAGCUUACCCGGGAAGAUGAGAUGCCCGUCGGCCGGAAUGUUCUGGAACUCACCAACAUUGUUCAGUCGGCCAACUACACUUGUGUGGCUAUCUCCUCCCUGGGUCUGAUUGAAGCCACCGCCCAGAUCACUGUCAAAGCAUUGCCCAGGCCUCCCAUCGAGCUGGUGGUGACAGAGACCACGGCUACGAGUGUGACCCUGACCUGGGACUCAGGGAACGCAGAGCCCGUGUCCUACUAUGGUAUCCAGUACCGGCCGACAGCCGGGGACAGCACGUUCCAGGAGGUGGACGGCGUGGCCACCACACGCUACAGCAUCGGCGGCCUCAGCCCUUUCUCAGAGUACGAGUUCCGUGUGCUGGCCGUGAACAAUAUAGGGCGUGGGCCACCCAGCGAGCUGGUGAUGGCCCGUACCGGGGAGCAGGCACCUUCCAGCCCACCGCUGCGUGUGCAGGCCCGCAUGUUGAGUGCAAGCACCAUGCUCGUGCAGUGGGAGCCCCCCGACGAGCCCAAUGGUCUGGUGCGCGGCUACCGCGUCUACUACACUCCAGAUGCCCUGCUGCCCCUCAGCUCCUGGCACAAACACAACACGGACGACAGCCACCUCACCACCGUGGGCAGCCUGGUGACUGGCAUCACCUACAGCAUCCGCGUGCUGGCCUUCACUGCUGUCGGUGACGGGCCGCCCUCACCCCCAAUCCAGGUUAAGACGCAGCAGGGAGUGCCGGCCCAGCCUGCAGACUUCCAAGCCGAAGCUGAGUCAGAUACCAGGGUCCUGCUCUCGUGGCUGCUGCCUCCCCAGGAGCGAAUCACCAAGUAUGAGCUGCUGUACUGGGAAGGAGAAGACGGACCCCAGCAAAAAGUGACCUUUGACCCCACUUCAUCCUAUGUCCUGGAGGACCUGAAGCCAGACACCCUGUACCGCUUUCAGCUGGCUGCCCGCUCAGACCUGGGUGUUGGGGUGUUCACACCCCCCAUUGAGACACGCACACAGCAGUCCACCCCCUCUGCCCCUCCCCAGGACGUCCGGUGCGUCAGUACCAGCUCCACCACAGUCUGGGUAAGUUGGGUCCCGCCUCCGGCUGCCAGCCGCAAUGGUGUCAUCACCCAGUACUCCAUCGCCUACCAGGCGGUGGAUGGCGAGGACACUGCCCGACACGUGGUGGACGGCAUUGGACCAGACAGCUCCAGCCGGGAGAUCCAGGACCUGGAGAAGUGGACAGAAUACAGGGUGUGGGUGCGGGCCCACACGGAUGUAGGGCCGGGCCCCGAGAGCCCCCCGGUGCUGGUGCGCACCGAUGAGGACGUGCCCAGUGCGCCUCCCAGGAAGGUGGAGGUGGAGUCAGUGAACUCAACUGCCGUGCAUGUGUCCUGGAAGCUGCCGGUGUCCAGCAAACAGCAUGGCCAGAUCCGUGGCUACCAGGUCACCUACGUGCGGCUCGAGAACAGUGAGCCUCGCGGGCAGCCGGUUAUCAAGGACGUGAUGCUUGCCGAAGCCCAGUGGCAGCCGGAGGAGUCAGAGGACUAUGAAACCACCAUUGGAGGUCUAACCCCAGAAACCACCUAUUCCAUCACCGUCGCUGCCUACACAACCAAAGGAGAUGGGGCCCGCAGCAAGCCCAAGAUUGUCACCACCACGGGAGCAGUCCCAGGCCGGCCUACCAUGAUGGUCAGCACCACAGCCAUGAACACCGCCCUCCUCCAGUGGCACCCGCCCAAGGAUGUGCCGGGCGAGCUGCUGGGCUACCGGCUGCAGUACCAGCGGGCAGAUGAGGAGAAGCCCACCACGGUGGCCUUUGGCCAAGAGGACCACCACUUCACCGUGACCGGCCUCCACAAGGGUGCCACGUACAUUUUCCGCCUGUCAGCCAAGAACCGAGCAGGCCCCGGCGAGGCAUCUGAGAAGGAGGUCACCACCCCUGAAGAUGCACCCAGCGGCUUUCCACAGAACCUGCAGGUGGUCGGGCUGACCACGUCGACCACAGACCUGCAGUGGGACCCCCCUGUGCUGGCCGAGCGGAACGGGCACAUCACUAACUACACUGUGGUGUAUCGGGACAUCAACAGCCAGCAGGAGCAGCAGAGUGUCACCGAUAGCACCCACCUCACCCUCACCGGCCUCCUGCCUGACACCACCUAUGACGUUAAGGUCCGCGCCCACACCAGCCGCGGUCCGGGGCCACUCAGCCCCAGCAUCCAGUCGCGGACCAUGCCAAUGGAGCAAGUGUUCGCCAAGAAUUUCCGGGUCAAUGCCGUGAUGAAGACAUCGGUGCUGCUUAGCUGGGAAGUCCCUGACUCCUACAAGUCUUCAGUGCCAUUCAAGAUCCUUUAUAAUGGACAGAGUGUGGAGGUGGACGGUCACUCCAUGAAGAAGCUGAUCCGGGACUUGCAGCCCAACACCGAGUAUUCAUUUGUGCUGAUGAGUCGCGGGAGCAGUGCUGGUGGCCUGCAGCACCUGGUGUCCAUCCGCACGGCCCCUGACCUCCUACUGCAGAAGCCCCUGCCCAUGGCCAAGUAUAUGGAGGAUGGCCGUUUUACUCUGAUGCUCCCCAGAGUAGAGACCAAGUCAGCCAUCAGGUGGUUCUACAUCGUAGUGGUGCCCAUAGACCGUCUGGCUAGCGGACCCCUCAGCCCGCGUUGGCAGACACCAGAUGAGCUUGAGCUGGAUCAGCUGCUAGAGGCCAUUGGCCAGGGAAGUGCUACAGCACGGCGGCGGAGGCAGAUAGAGCGGUUGAAACCCUAUGUGGCAGCUCAGGUGGAUGAGCUUCCUGAGACCUUCACCCUUGGAGACAAGAAGAAUUACAAUGGCUUCUACAAUCGGCCUCUGUCCCCAGACCUCAGCUACCACUGCUUCGUGCUGGCUGCGCUGGAGGCGGGGGACACGCGGCAGUACGCAGCCAGCCCCUACUCCGACGAGAUCCUUGUGGAAGUGUCCUCGGCAAAGCAGCAGGACGAGCCCGAGAUGCUGUGGGUCAUGGGCCCCGUUCUGGCCGUCAUCCUCAUCGUCCUCAUCGUCAUCGCUAUCCUCCUCUUCAAGAGGAAAAGGACUAACUCUCCUUCAGCCAAGGAUGAGCAGUCCGUGGGGCUGAAGGACUCGCUGCUGGCUCACUCCUCAGACCCUGUGGAAAUGAGAAGACUCAACUACCAGACCCCAGGUUCCAGUGUCCCCAGUUGCCCGAACAUCUCAAGCAUGCGGGACCAUCCGCCCAUCCCCAUAACAGACCUGGCCGACAACAUUGAGCGGCUCAAGGCCAACGAUGGCCUGAAGUUCUCCCAGGAGUAUGAGUCCAUUGACCCUGGACAGCAGUUCACCUGGGAGAACUCAAACUUGGAGGUCAACAAACCCAAGAACCGCUACGCCAACGUGAUCGCCUACGACCACUCCCGCGUCAUCCUCACAUCCAUCGAUGGGGUCCCUGGCAGCGACUACAUCAAUGCCAACUACAUUGAUGGUUACCGCAAGCAGAACGCCUACAUUGCCACCCAGGGGCCCCUGCCCGAGACCCUGGGUGACUUCUGGCGCAUGGUGUGGGAGCAGCGGACGGCCACCAUCGUCAUGAUGACACGGCUGGAGGAGAAGUCCCGGGUGAAGUGUGAUCAGUACUGGCCAAGCCGGGGCACCGAGACCUACGGGUUUGUCCAGGUGACGCUGCUGGACACUGUGGAGCUGGCCACCUACACCGUCCGCACCUUCGCCCUCUACAAGACUGGCUCCAGUGAGAAGCGGGAGCUUCGUCAGUUCCAGUUCCUGGCCUGGCCUGACCAUGGGGUCCCUGAGUACCCAACCCCCACCCUGGCCUUCCUGCGCAGGGUCAAGGCCUGCAACCCCCUGGAUGCUGGGCCCAUGGUGGUGCACUGCAGUGCUGGUGUGGGCCGCACGGGCUGCUUCAUCGUCACGGAUGCCAUGCUGGAGCGCAUGAAGCACGAGAAGACCGUGGACAUCUACGGGCACGUGACAUGCAUGCGCUCACAGCGCAACUACAUGGUACAGACGGAAGACCAGUACGUCUUCAUCCAUGAGGCCCUCCUGGAGGCGGCCACGUGUGGCCACACAGAGGUGCCGGCCCGAAACCUCUACGCCCACAUCCAGAAGCUGGGCCAGGUGCCACCCGGGGAGAGCGUGACUGCCAUGGAGCUGGAGUUCAAGCUAUUGGCAAGCUCCAAGGCCCACACGUCGCGAUUCAUCAGCGCCAACCUUCCCUGCAACAAGUUCAAGAACCGGCUGGUGAAUAUCAUGCCAUAUGAGCUGACCCGUGUCUGCCUGCAGCCCAUCCGCGGUGUGGAGGGCUCAGACUACAUCAACGCCAGCUUCAUCGACGGAUACAGGCAGCAGAAAGCCUACAUCGCCACGCAGGGGCCGCUGGCCGAGAGCACAGAGGACUUCUGGAGAAUGCUCUGGGAACACAACUCAACCAUUGUGGUGAUGCUGACCAAGCUUCGGGAGAUGGGGCGGGAAAAAUGCCAUCAGUAUUGGCCCGCUGAACGCUCCGCUCGCUACCAGUAUUUUGUGGUGGACCCAAUGGCCGAGUACAACAUGCCCCAGUACAUCCUACGAGAGUUCAAAGUCACAGAUGCCAGGGAUGGCCAAUCAAGGACAAUCCGCCAGUUCCAGUUCACAGACUGGCCAGAGCAGGGUGUGCCCAAGACUGGCGAGGGCUUCAUCGACUUCAUCGGGCAGGUGCACAAAACCAAGGAGCAGUUUGGCCAGGACGGGCCUAUCACCGUGCACUGCAGUGCCGGGGUCGGCCGCACGGGCGUCUUUAUCACGCUGAGCAUCGUCUUGGAGCGAAUGCGCUACGAGGGUGUGGUGGACAUGUUCCAGACCGUGAAGACCCUUCGCACACAGAGACCCGCCAUGGUGCAGACAGAGGACCAGUACCAACUGUGUUACCGAGCGGCGCUGGAGUACCUGGGCAGCUUCGAUCACUAUGCAACGUAACCUCCGCUCACCCUCUCAGUCCUCGUCCUCACCCUCAUCCCCAUCCCGUCCUGGGGCCCGGCAGGGGCGUUGGGAGCCGCCUGCUGAGCCACGGAGACCGUGGCCCUGCCCAGCGGCGGCCCAGGACCUUCCCCCCAAACCCCAGAGCCAAAUGUGUCUGGGGGGGGCGGCUGCCGCCCCCACGUUCCUCAUGCUGCUUCUCCCUGGGCUGGGGGCGGGUGGGCGGAGCCACCUUUUUGUACUCAGUAGGGGUAGCCGGGUGGGUUUUGUAACCUCUUCUGAUUUCCCUUCUUGGUGGACGGUGAAAGGGUCCACGCUCCGGGAUUGGCUGGGGACUUUCUCACUUUCUGAUCCUUUUCUUUGUGUUUACUCUCACGAUACAAAUAAACAGAAGAUGCCUUUCCUCCUGGGGAGCCGCCCCACACCCAGGGUCCGCCGGGGCGGCCGGGCAGGGGCUGCUACCGCUUCGGGAGAAGCUCUGGUUCCCUGCAGCUGCGGGGAACCGCCACUCAUUUUGUUGUUUUCUUCCUUUGGUUUUCCUUAAAGGCCUUUUUUUAGGUGCCACAGCUGUUGGGGGGAGGGGAGGGAGGGCAGGAGGGGGGACCUGGGGGAGAAGGGAAAUACUCCGCUCCAAUCAUCUAUUCCAAUGCGUGUUUAAAAUUACAGCCUGGUACUGAUGAAGCGUCUGGGGAGACCCUGAGAGGGCGCUUCCCUCACCCCGUGUUCCCUCCCUCCUAGCAGCCGGAGGCGGGGAAGGCAGGAGCUGGGGGGCCGCCUCCUGUCGCUGCCGCCUGCUGCCCUGUGCUCGGCGGGCAGUGGGGCACAUACAGGGAAGAGCACAAUCCAGAUCCCAGCCCCGACGCCUGCCCGGGGGAAGCACACUUUCACCACACAGGACGAGGGCGUCCCAGAGACCCCGGCGUCCUGCACCAACCUGUAGCUGUUUAAUAGGAAUUCAUCAUCACAGCCAACGUUCGACUUCAGGGUGUCCUCAUGAACCAAUGUGGCCAGACUACUGGACUCGGUGUACCUAGUCGCAUCCCCCUCCCCCUCUCCCGCCUCCUCCUCACUCAGGGGAGCACCCUGGGCCUGCCUGGCCAGUGGGGGGUGGGGGUGGCAAAGCCACGCCCCCUGACCCCGGCACUCAGGGUCACUCUGUCGGAGGAGACCAAUGUUCAUUUCUGCCUUGUGGGUGUCGUGCUGUUGGGUGGGUGCGCGCUGUACGCCACGCGUCUGUUUUCUACUUGUUAUGAGACUGCAGCGUCAUUGCAUAAUUCUGGAUGUUAAUAAAUUUGAAUAAUCGGGUUUCAUACA